AUGAGUUUCGCAAAGGCCUUCUCACCGGCUCUCCGAGAGAUUCGCAUUUUGUGCUCACAGACUGGUCAGGCAUCUGCGGGAACCAGGCAAUUCAUCGUGUCGAAAUAUCCAAUCAUUAAGCAACACAACCCAGAUCUUCCUGUAUUGGUUAGAGAGGCUUCCGGAACACCUGCCAGGGUCUUUGUGAGGUUUGAGCGUGGUGUUGAGAAACAUGUUGAACUAGACAACCUUUCAGCUGCAGAAGUAGAGACCAAAGUCGGUCAACUGCUGAGCUCAUAA
This is a messenger RNA of Psilocybe cubensis, 279 nucleotides long. RefSeq lists its product as uncharacterized. Lineage: Eukaryota; Fungi; Basidiomycota; Agaricomycetes; Agaricales; Agrocybaceae. The transcript has 3 exons. The record is from RefSeq and is a predicted model, not a curated record. The coding region runs from base 1 to 279 and encodes 92 amino acids.